AUGCCUCUUCCAAAGCGACAGGCUAUACCGGUAAAAGGCGCAAAGGCCAGCGUGCCUACCAACGAUUCGCGAUUCGCAAACUUCGAAACCGACCCCAAAUUCAGACUUCCUUCCAAGAAGCACACAAAGACGAAGCUCGAUCCCCGAUUCUCGCGAUUGCGAAGCGACCCAGACUUUUACAACAAGGCUACAGUUGACAAAUAUGGCCGAAAGGUAUCGAAAGAAGCUGGCAAAAAGGCCAUCGACCGGUUGUACGACGCCGACAGCGACGACAAAGACGACGAAGAUGAAGAAGAAGACGAAGACGAAGACGAGCUAGAGCUAGUGCGGCCGGCUGAUAAGAAGCGAGACAAGGCCGUCAAGAAAGAAAUGCAGAGAGUACAGCAAGAAGGCUUUGAUCCCAUCAGAGACGGUGGACUCGAGUCUUCAUCUGAUGAAAGCUCGAGCGAAGAAGAGGAAGAAGCUGAGCUCGAGGAGCAGACAGAGCUUGCGGGCGAUGACAACGAAGUUCCGACAGGCGACAUAUCUGCACGCUUGGCUGCUGUGAACAUGGACUGGGACAAUAUAAGGGCAACAGACAUCAUGGCUGUCGCAAAUUCCUUUGUUCCGGCUGAUGGGCGAAUCCUUAACGUUGUCAUCUACCCUAGCGAGUUCGGUAUGGAGCGGCUACAGCGAGAAGAGAUUGAGGGACCACCCCGGGAAAUCUUCGCAUCGACAUCUAACAAAGACAAGAACAACAUUGGUACACUCGACGACGAUGACGACGACGACACCUCAGAGGUGGACGAUGAAGAACAAAACAGGGCAGACUUACAAGGAGACGAAACAGGCGAAGAGUUCGAUUCCACCAAGUUGCGAGCCUACCAACUGGACAGGCUGCGAUACUACUACGCUGUCAUUACAUGCUCUUCUGCCAACGUCGCAAAGUCAAUCUACGACAAUCUCGAUGGCCGGGAGUACCUGACGAGCGCCAACUUCUUCGACCUACGAUUCGUUCCCGACGGUACAACCUUCGAUCAAGACCCCCACGACGAGUGCGCAAAGCUGCCGGACGGCUACAAACCUAAUGAGUUCUCAACGGAUGCGCUCACACACUCAAAGGUCAAGCUGACUUGGGAUGCCGACGAUGCAACACGGAAGGAGGUGCAAAAGCGUGCUUUCUCGCGCAAAGAGAUUGACGAAAACGAGCUGCAAGCAUACCUGGGUACGGACUCAUCAUCUUCCGAGGAUGAGGAAGAGGUGGCGAAGGCAGACAAGGCUGCAAGUCUCAGAGCAGCCCUGGGCUUGGAGGCUCCUGGCAAAUCCUCAAAGACGAAGAAAAAGGCGUCUGCGAAACGGGAUCGUGACUUUCCGAAGCCAGAUAGCGAGAUGCAGAUCACCUUCACAGGAGGGUUAUCCAACGGCGCCGGCAACGGUGAUGUGUUCGAAAAUGAUAUCCCGCUGCAAGAGACUACGAUGGAGAAGUACAUUCGAAAGGAGAAGGAAAGGAAGGCGAAACGUAAGGAGAGGUGGGAAGCCAAGAAGGCCGGUCGAGACCCUGACGCUCCAGUCGAACAGGAGGUGGAUGAGCCAGCGGAUGCGAACGAUGACGAUCCAUUCAACGACCCAUUCUUCGCUUCUGAUCCCGAAGAAGCUGCAAAGGCCUCCAAGCCCAAGUCGAAGAAGUCCGAGAAAGCCAAGAAGAAGGCAGAACAAGAGCAACAGGAUCAGGCAGCUGCAGCGGAGCGCGCAAAUCUGGAGCUGCUUAUGGCUGAUGAAGACGAUUCAAAGUUGCGUCACUUCGACAUGAACGAAAUCGUCAAGUCAGAGAAGGCGAAAAAGAAGGGCAAGAAAGCUAAGAAGAACGCCCCCAUCAUAGAGGACAACUUCAAGAUUGACACCACUGAUCCCCGUUUCGCGAAACUAUACGAGAGCCAUGAGUUCGCUAUCGAUCCUACGAACCCCAGGUUCAAGGAGACAUCGGGUAUGAAGGCGCUGCUAGAGGAGGGUCGCAAGAAGCGGAAGCAAGGCAAGGAUGAAGAUGAGCCAGAGCUUCAACGAGAGACAAAGAAGUCAAAACAAGACGCUGCAGAUGGUGAUGACGAUAUCAAGAAGCUGGCUGCUCGCGUCAAGGCGAAGAGUAAGCAGAAGUAA
Molecule: messenger RNA, 2133 nt
Organism: Alternaria atra
Lineage: Eukaryota; Fungi; Ascomycota; Dothideomycetes; Pleosporales; Pleosporaceae
Exons: 2
Coding region: 1-2133 (710 amino acids)
Biological process (GO): rRNA processing
Cellular component (GO): nucleus
Molecular function (GO): RNA binding
Source: RefSeq, a predicted model, not a curated record